Durusdinium trenchii is the source of this 1581-nucleotide messenger RNA. NCBI's taxonomy places the organism in Eukaryota, Dinophyceae, Suessiales, Symbiodiniaceae. The record is from the annotation of a GenBank genome assembly.
GUUGUCUCCACGCAACGUCGGACAUGAAUUCGGAGAAACGACGGAUGUCUCUCAGUGAAAUGACACGUAUCUUUCUUGCAGCAGAUGUCGUCCACAGAAUGUAAUGGGCAGAGAAUGCAAUGGCAAUGCCAUUGCCCAUGGGUCUCUGAUGCUGUUGUGAUUUCGUCCAAUCCCGUCUGUGGCUUCACUUGCAGUUCGGAAGACGCCGCUGGUGAGCUUCACCUGGCGACGAAAAAACAUAGAAUCACGCCCAUUAGCUGGGCGUCCCUUGAAACAUACCCGCAUGGUACCCACUGGAUGCACCAUUCCAGGAUAUUCCAGGGGCUCGAACAGGGGAAAGCUUGAAGGCGACAGACCGACAGGUUGCAGCGCGUGUGCGCUGUCCAGCCUUGUCUCUGUUUCAACUUCUUAGGAAGCAUGGCGCUCUUCCAACUUCUGUUGGCUUCUGCUUUCCACUUGGCUGCGGCUUCAUUCAACGUGGUCUCUCCCGCCUUGGAGGCAGAAAUGGUGCUUAAAAAGGACCAGUGGUGGCACCUGGGGGGCUUUUGCUUUGGCCGGAAUGAGCAAGCACCAGCGCUGGUCGCACAGCUUGUUGUGCGAAUGCUCUGGCAGGGUGAAGCACCUCUAGAUCUAUCCACGAAGGUGUACUUGGUCGCCUUCGAUGGGCGAAAGGACUAUUGGGGGGUGGCUCAGCAGGAAUGGGAGACUGCUGGUUGCGAAGGCAAGCUUCGAGUUGCAACUGAUGCAUACGACUUGCACGAAAUGACAUGGUACAAGAGAAUCCCUCCGAAUGUCGAAAAAGCCUUUACGAUCAACAUCUACCAGAAGACUGCGAUGAGGGAUUGGCACUAUGCUUUGAUGGCUUGUGGCAGUGUAGAAGCUGCUCCGUUGAAACUGACAGUGGAAGCGGUUUCAGGAGCCCUCUCCGUGUUCGCAGCCAAUGACAACUUCGAUGAAAGCAGUUGCCCAGUCAUGCCAAUCAGCUGGUGGCAAGAAGCCCAAGUAGAAGCAGGCUUUUGGCUUUUGCUUUGUGCUGUAGCCAUUUGCAGUGCUUGCUUUGGCUUUAUCUUCCUCAUGGUGAGCCAGUGGCUCUUCAGCAGAAACAAGCGUGCCUAUAACAAGAGCACUGAUGCUAACCAGGAAGUAGUCAUCGGCAAGCCCUGCCAAGCACUAGAGGAUAUGGAUAUCGCAAAUGGUCAGAUCAACAAUGCGAAGUCGGCGAAGUCCAAUCCAAAAGUGAGCCCGGAAGACGUUUGAAUGUAUUUUCUGACUCAUGAGUCAUGCAUUGGAGAAGGAUUGUAUUUAUGUGAGAGCAUCCCCCAAGAGGGGUUUUGCCUCUCCCAGUUUAGUUUGGAACUGGGCCAUGAUCUUCCCUGGCUGAGCUAACCUUGUGCAUAGCCGUUGUGGGGGCCCACCAGGAGAAGAUGUCCACCGGGUGUUCUAUUUUGAAACUUCACGAUCUUCGAAGCUGAGCAGCUUUGAUAAGAAGACUUGUUUUUUGAUUUUUUUUUUGUGAUGUGUCAGUAGAAAGCAUCAUUGAGCAUCACUAUUCUUUCGGACACACGAUGUGUGACGGCUUUU